This is a messenger RNA of Metschnikowia bicuspidata var. bicuspidata NRRL YB-4993, 483 nucleotides long. RefSeq names its product ubiquinol--cytochrome-c reductase subunit 6. Gene Ontology annotation, biological process: mitochondrial electron transport, ubiquinol to cytochrome c. The record is from RefSeq and is a predicted model, not a curated record. NCBI's taxonomy places the organism in Eukaryota, Fungi, Ascomycota, Pichiomycetes, Serinales, Metschnikowiaceae. Bases 1 to 483 code for a protein of 160 amino acids. The transcript has 3 exons.
AUGUCGUUUUUAAGAGACCUUAUCGAGUCGACUUUCCCGGUCGCUUUUGCUGACGAGCCCAAUAAGUCUACCGAGUCUGCGGCUGUAGCCCAGCCAGCGCAGGCCCACGAGGAGAGUACCGAGGCUGAGGCCUCGAGCGAGGAGCAGUCCGAGCAAACCGAGGAGCAACCCGAGGAAGAGGAAGAGAAGGCCGAGGAGGAAGAAGAAGAAGAAGAAGAAGAAGAAGACGAGGAUGAUGAAGAUGAAGAUGAAGAUGAACUCAAGGAUCCUCUUGACGAGAUGCGCGAGGAAUGUGAGAAGUCCGAGGCUUGCCACGGUUACGCGCACCAUUUCCAAGAGUGUGUCGAGAGAGUGCAAAAGGAGAUGGAAGAGGAGGACUACGCUCAGAAGGCAUACAAGGAAGACUGUGUGGAGGAGUUCUUCCACUUGCAGCAUUGUAUCAACGACUGUGUUGCACCAAAGUUGUUCUACAAAUUAAAAUAA